UCCCAUUAUUCAGUGCACUGUACUUUUUUGGAACUGAUAUUCAGUGAACUCUAUGUUAGCAUCUGUUAGUUUGUUUAUGUAGUAGGCUACUGGGGAUAUGAAUUGGCUUAAAAGAGCCACCAUCUUGUCAUAAAAACUCACAAAUGUAAAUAUACCCAUAUAGUUGAAGUACAGCAGAAAGUAAUGUGAAAUUCACUGAGUUGUUUCCAUGAUAAACCAUCACCCACUUGUGGUGAUUAAAAACUCUGAGCCUAUGUUGCUCGGACUCUCCAAAAAUUUUGCCGCUCUUGUGUCAGAUCCUCCAAAAAUGCACUAUGGAGGAUCCAACACGCACCCGUCGACAUUUUUGAAAAGUCCAAGCAACAUGGCUCUGAGCUGUACUUUUGACCAGGAUAUUGAGGGGGAAGUCAUGUAUUUUGGUUUAGGAGAAUAACAUGCUUUAAUCUCUUCUUCGUCUAACUUUUCUCUAAAUUAUUCUAUGAAGUUCAGAGUGAAAGACACUUUAGUUUUUGAAGCCUUAGUCGCGAUGAAGGUGGAAGAUGAUCGAGCGGGAGAGAUAGAAUUGAGAGAUUGAGGGGAAGUCGCGUGUUUUGGUUUAUGCUAUUAAGAAAAAGGAUGGUUCUUGCAACUUCUGGAUUAGUCAAGGGAUUUUUCUGUUUACUCUAGUAACACAAGGAUGUACCUUAGGUUUGGGCCAUAGUUCAAGAAUGGUUAUGGCCAAUAACUCCUAUAAAAUACAUUGAACUUGUAACGUUAUUUUAUGUUCUCAAAUGAGGAAGGUCAAUAAUAUUUAUGCUCAUCUUUUGUUCUAGGUCGUUAUUUUUCAUGGCGGCGACCAAAUUGCUUACAAUCUCCAUAGCACUCGCCGCUCUUUCUGCAUCUGCAGCAGCUAUAGGCGUUGUGUUUUGGAGAAGAAAGACAAGGGCUGAUGAGGAGAAAAUCCGAGAGUUGGAAAAAUCUUUGAAGGCUGCGUUGCAAAAUUGCGGUGCUGAGAGGCAAGGCCGCAUUAGAGCUCAACAGGCAUUGAGGAAGGUGGCCAACUCAAAUGAUUCUAAUAAUUCAUAUCCUUUGGCACCUAUUGCAAUCACUCAGUCAUGUUUCUCCACGAGGAAUGGGACUCCAAGGCAACCUUUGAUUGUACCACUUGCUAGAGCUUGUCUGGUAUUUGAUCCAACUCGAGUUCCGCCUGCAUCUCUUGAGGGUCUUGAAGGCUACUCUCACUGUUGGAUAAUCUUUGUCUUUCAUCUAAAUACGAAUCUUGACAAGUCAUGGAAGCAUCCAUCACGGUCUAAGUUCAAGGCAAAGGUAAAAGUACCAAGGCUGAAAGGAGAAAGGAUGGGUGUCUUUGCAACAAGAUCUCCUCAUCGCCCAUGCCCUAUAGGCCUCACUGUUGCAAAGAUUGACUCUGUGGAUGGGAAUAAAGUUUUCAUUUCUGGUGUUGAUUUAGUUGAUGGAACUCCGGUCCUUGAUAUCAAGCCAUAUCUUCCAUACUGUGAUAGCAUCCCCGGUGCAAUGGUCCCCGAUUGGAUAACGGCUGAUAAUAUAUUAGCUGUAACAUCUGUUAACUUCUCUCACGACUUCUCUGCCUCUCUGAACCAUUGUUGGUCAAGAAAUAUGGAGAAGAAGAAGAAAAAUGAGAUAUCACUUUAUACAUCUUCUACUGAAUUUCGAAACUUAAUUCAACAAGUGCUGUCAUGGGACAUACGAUCAUUAUCUCAGAGAAUCCGGCCUCAUAAGACUGAAAAUAACAGCAUGAAUAAUGUAACGCUUGAAGAUGACAACAGUGAAGAGGAACUUCAUUUUCCUGAUGAUAUUGUUUACCACCUUAUUUUGGAAGGCCUUAACAUCUCCUACAAAAUUGACUAUGAUGGCAAUGUACAUGUUGAAAAGGUUGACCCUUGCAUUCCAAACUGAAGAAAGUUACGCAAUUUCUUCAUAACAAGAAAAGGCAUGUUGGUUUGUCUUACUGCAUUAUCUGAUUUUCUGGUCUGGUCCAAACCAACCUUUUUUUGGAGUUUAACAAUCACGGCUUCUGCGAAAUGCCUUUCCUUGUGCAGCUAUCAGACAAUUGAUCCUGGUAGCGAUAAUUUUGCAGUCAUGUAGACAUGUAUGAGUCUAUGACAUUGUUACCCUAUCUUCCAUUUAUUGAAGUGAUACCUUAGAGAAUUAUCACAUCUGCAGUUUGAUCCUUUUGUCAUAGAGCUGGCAAUUAGAUCCACAAUUCAGCAGUGAUGAAGUGUAACAUUACUUAUGAAUUUGUAGCUGACUUUAACAGAUAUGAAAUUUUAUUUGGCAUGA
Molecule: messenger RNA, 2298 nt
Organism: Lycium ferocissimum
Lineage: Eukaryota; Viridiplantae; Streptophyta; Magnoliopsida; Solanales; Solanaceae
Exons: 2
Coding region: 793-1914 (373 amino acids)
Source: RefSeq, a predicted model, not a curated record